Lindgomyces ingoldianus is the source of this 894-nucleotide messenger RNA. RefSeq names its product ribosomal protein S19. The record is from RefSeq and is a predicted model, not a curated record. Bases 1 to 510 code for a protein of 169 amino acids. The transcript is spliced from 4 exons. Gene Ontology annotation, biological process: translation; ribosomal small subunit assembly. NCBI's taxonomy places the organism in Eukaryota, Fungi, Ascomycota, Dothideomycetes, Pleosporales, Lindgomycetaceae. Gene Ontology annotation, molecular function: structural constituent of ribosome; RNA binding. Gene Ontology annotation, cellular component: cytosolic small ribosomal subunit; ribosome.
AUGAGUAUCGUUCCGACUGGAGGCUUUACUGGGCUUGAAAUUGGCGUGGAAAUCUCCAAGAUUAUGAAAUUAGGCGUGGAGAACGAGCUCAAGAAGAAGAGAGCCUUCCGCAAGUUCUCAUACCGUGGAGUCGACCUUGACCAACUUCUCGACCUCUCCUCCGAAGAACUCCGCGAUCUCGUCCAUGCCCGUGCCCGACGUCGAUUCAACCGUGGCCUGAAGCGCAAGCCUAUGGGUCUGAUCAAGAAGCUACGAAAGGCCAAGCAAGAGGCCCGGCCCAACGAGAAGCCCGACCUCGUCAAGACCCACCUCCGAGACAUGAUCGUCGUGCCCGAGAUGAUCGGCAGCGUCAUUGGUAUCUACUCUGGAAAGGAAUUCAACCAGGUUGAGAUCAAGCCGGAAAUGGUCGGCCAUUACUUGGGAGAGUUCUCGAUCUCAUAUAAGCCCGUUAAGCACGGAAGGCCGGGUAUCGGUGCUACCCACUCUUCCCGUUUCAUUCCUCUCAAGUAAUUGCUCUGGGUCCUCGGUUGCAUGGGUUCUUUGGCGAGGCGGAAGAAAAUGUACUUCAUGACCUACAACGAACAUAGGUGUUCGGUGCAUCAAUGCGCGUGCUACACCGUGGGGUUGGAAUCCUCAAUGCCUGUGAAGUGGGGUUAUCGGCGAUGACAGUCACGAAGACAUGGUGUAGAAUCAAUACAUCACAACCUCAUCCAAUCCUGUUAUGAACCAAGUUGGGGCCGUUCAACAACUAGCCACACCCAUUCAUAUCGAACGUAUACAUGGCGAUAAACACCUGAUAUUGGCAUCCUCCAAGUAUCGUCUAAAAUUCCAGUGUUAUCUUACACCGCGCUCAGUGCUGCCUGAACUCCCACGCUGCCAACAUCCUCUCUCUUC